AUGAGUGAACCUAACUCGCUCAAAUGGACUCUCAGGUUCAAAAACCAUAACAUUACAAUCCUCCUCCUUGUGUCGCCUGUCCAGUCAUUCGACUCCAUCAAGGAAGAGCUCCUGCGGGCUUUGAAAGUCCGCAACAUUACCCAAAUCAACGGCCAACCCGUCCCUCAAGACCCAGCUGAAAUCGAAUUUGGAAUACCAAUUGACAGAAAUAACCUGGAAAAAGGUUGGGAAAUAAUGAAACCACCUGCGCGAGAUAAAAGCGGUGAGAAGCAACCUUUACGAGGUCGAAAGACUAUAAUCGCCAGCCCGGAGGGAUCAGGUCUUAAAGAUUCUCACGCGAUUGCCUUCAGAUUCCACAAACCCGUUGAAGGAGAAGAUGACGAUGAACUGGGAAUCGGCUUUGAUGACCCUGGCUGGGACGUUUUGAUAUCAAAAUAUGACGCCGAGGAUGGCGAGUGA
Paracoccidioides lutzii Pb01 is the source of this 459-nucleotide messenger RNA. RefSeq lists its product as hypothetical. The record is from RefSeq and is a predicted model, not a curated record. Bases 1 to 459 code for a protein of 152 amino acids. The transcript has 2 exons.